This is a messenger RNA of Gavialis gangeticus (Gharial), 4378 nucleotides long. RefSeq names its product DNA polymerase kappa (gene POLK). Gene Ontology annotation, molecular function: DNA-directed DNA polymerase activity; damaged DNA binding. Lineage: Eukaryota; Metazoa; Chordata; Crocodylia; Gavialidae. The transcript has 15 exons. The record is from RefSeq and is a predicted model, not a curated record. Gene Ontology annotation, cellular component: nucleus. Gene Ontology annotation, biological process: error-prone translesion synthesis. The coding region runs from base 383 to 3007 and encodes 874 amino acids.
GCAGCCGCCAUCUUGGCUCCACUGCCUGGAAUAGAAUUGCGGUUUUUCCGGUCUUCAGUGUGGCAGGGCCAGACUUCCUGCCUCUCCUCAGGGAAACUGCUCUCUGCUACCUUGCCCGGCCUCGUGGCCCCUCUCCAGGCAGGAAAGACUCCCCGCUCCUGCCGCCCCAGCGCAGGUGCUGGGGAGCUGCCCCCUGCCUAGUCUGCAGUCUUUCCCUUAACAAACAUGGCGGCCGCGGCGUCACUCCGCCCGCAGGAAGGGGCGGGCCGAGCCGGGCCGCUGAGGGAAGGUGCUGCCGGCUCAGGGCUAAGGUACCCGGGCAAGGGAUACUUCCUGCGGUCACAGGUGUUGAAAUUGGAGAAAGUGCUCUCUGGAUUGCACUAUGGACAGCACAAAGGAAAGUGGUGAUGUCUCUUCUGAUAAUGGGUUUCUGCUUCGAGUGGGCCUCAAUGAUAAUAAAGCUGGAAUGCAAGGACUGGAUAAAGAAAAAAUCAACAAAAUCAUAAUGGAGGCCACCAAGGGUUCCAGAUUUUAUGAAAAUGAGCUUAAAAAAGAUCAACAAGUUAACCAACGCAUUGAAAAAAUGAUGCAGCUGAAAGAGAAAAUUACCAGCCAGCAGCUCUUGAAAGCACAGCUCCAGGUUGACAAACUUGUGAUGGAGCUAGAACAAAGCCGUGACCUCAGCUGCACUAUUGUCCACAUUGACAUGGAUGCCUUUUAUGCAGCAGUAGAAAUGAGGGACAACCCAGAGCUGAAAAAAAAACCUAUAGCAGUGGGAUCAAUGAGUAUGUUGUCAACUUCAAACUACCAUGCUAGGAGAUUUGGAGUACGUGCAGCUAUGCCGGGAUUUAUUGCUAAGAAAUUGUGCCCACAUCUUACCAUAGUCCCAUUAAAUUUUGAAAAAUACGGACAAGUGAGCAAAGACGUUAGAAAAAUCCUGGCUCAGUAUGAUCCAAAUUUUAUGCCUGUGGGCCUUGAUGAAGCCUACCUGAACAUAACAGAGUACUUGGAGGAAAGACAGAACUGGCCUGAAGAUAAAAGAAAAUACUUCUACAAAACAGACAACAUUACAGAAAAUGGUAAACAAGAUCUAAAUACACCUGAUGAACUGAAAUUGAAUGAAGAUGCACUCUCCUCUUCACUAAUAUUGUUUGAAGAUAACACUUCUCUGGCAGAGGAACAACCUAUCACUACUACUCACCUCCACACUGAAGAGCAGAGAGAUCAGCAGUUGUUAAAUUCAAUUGUCUUUGGAACUUCUGCCGAGGAAGUUGUGAAGGAAAUACGCUUCAGGAUUGAGCAAAAAACCAGACUGACUGCUAGCGCAGGAAUUGCUCCAAACACUAUGUUAGCAAAAAUGUGCAGUGAUCAGAAUAAGCCUAAUGGACAAUUCAGAAUUCCUCCUGAUAGACAAGCUGUGAUGGACUUCGUAAAAGAUUUGCCCAUUAGGAAGGUGCCUGGUAUAGGAAAAGUAACAGAGAAGUUGUUAAAAGCUCUUGGAAUUUUGACUUGCUCGGAACUUUACCAGCAGAGGGCACCAAUUUCUCUUCUUUUUUCAGAAACAUCUUGGCGUAACUUCUUGGAUAUCUCACUUGGUUUGGGGUCAACCCAUUUGGAAAAGGAUGGAGAAAGGAAAAGUAUGAGCACUGAAAGGACAUUUGGUGAAAUGAACACAGCUGAAGAUCAGUAUGACCUGUGUCAGGAACUCUGCAAAGAUCUUGCUCAGGACCUUCAGAAAGAAGGACUUAAGGGUAAAACUGUUACUCUGAAGUUGAAAAAAGUGAAUUUUGAAGUGAAAACAAGAGCUUUCACCGUGUUGUCUUCAGUUUCUACUGAAGAAGAAAUAUUUGCUGUUGCUAAAGAGCUGUUAAGGACAGAGAUUGAUAGUGUUGCCCCUCACCCUUUGCGAUUAAGGCUUAUGGGUGUGCGUGUCUCAGGUUUCCUAAAUGAAGGAGACAAGAAAUACCAACAAAGGAGCAUUACUAAUUUCUUAAAACAAGGCAAAGAAACUACUGUACUUAGGCUUCAACCAGGGAAAUCCAACGAGGACCAUUUUACAAAACCUCCAGAAACAUCUCCCAGAGAGAGCUUUUUUGAUAAAAAGAGAGCAGCAAGGCAAAACGCCAACCAGGAGCCUUUUAUAAAUGAAGCAGUGGACAAGCAGAACUUGCAUGGUAUGAAGUCAUCAGUAAAUCCCAUGGAAGAAACAGGUCCAGCCAUAGGCUCAAAAAAUUCUAAUGAAGUGAAGAACCUAACCUGCCCUGUUUGUUUUGAGGAACAAAGGAGCAGCAGUUUGGAAGCACUUAACAGACAUAUUGAUGAGUGCCUCAACAAGACCCUGGUAAAAGAGAAGACAGCGACAUCAAAGAGUGCAAAUUCAAGAGAGAAUACACACAAUUUGUCUCCAUACAUUAAACAUAAAACCAGUGAUACAGAUACAAAAAAUAAAAUGAACACAUUAGUGGAUGUAGGGCACCCAUCAAAUGUUUCUGACAACUCUAUCAGCAAUAGUACAGAAGCGUUUGCUAUAGUACCUAGUAAAUCCAGAGCAGAAAAAGAGCAUAGCCUGAGUAGUGAAACUUCUAGCUAUUUGUACUUAGACCAGAAUGUUUCUUCCAGAAUUUCAUUGGAAAAUGCAGAACGUUGUGAAAAGUCUGAAUGUGUGGAAGAAAUUAGGUCUUAUUCCUCUACAGCCAUUCAAGAUGACAUUCUAGUUUGUCCAGUUUGUAACUUAGAACAAAAAACAACAGAUCUUGCAGUGUUCAAUAGGCAUGUGGAUGUUUGCUUAAAUAAAGGCAUUAUUCAGAAGUUGACAGAGGAGAGAGUUUGUCCCCUUAAGAAUCAUAUUACAGUAAAUUCAAAAAGAAUUGGAAGCCUGGGCAAAGCACCUCAGAGUAUGAAUCCCACAACAGGAACAAAAAGGUCUGGAUUAAUACCUCUACAGUCAACAUCAAAGAAAGCCAAAACAUGCAAUUCCAGUCACACAAUUGAAACAUUUUUUAAAUGAAUACAUGGCAAAUUAUUUUAUAUGAAGACUUUCAUAAUAUUUUAUGAUUACAAAUUAGUUUGGUAUAGGUAAUGGGUUUGGACUCUGAUUCCUUUAAUUUUAGAAGCAUUACAAACCCCGUAAGAUGAAAACAACCCUUAAGACAGAGGAAUGAGCAGAGAGAUCACUCAAAUUAUUAUUUAUUAACUAAAUUGUGUUGGGGGAGUGUGUGAUGGCAGUAGGCUUUGUUUUGUUUAUCUUGAAAAUGUGGAGAUGCAGGAUUUUGGAGUCAGGAAUAAUCCAUCUUUGAUUGAUAGUGACUGAUAGUAAUUAUGUGAUGGUGCUUGGAUUAUGGAUAAUCAAUGAAAAAUGAGUUGGGCUCAAUUCAGUUCAUGGUAGGCAGAUAAUAACAGCGCAAAGCUUAGUUUGUGCCUUAAUUAAUAAUCUCAAGAAAGAGGGGGGAAAUUUAAGGCUGAAUCCAUCUUCCAUUAAAGACAGUGACUUCAGUAUGAGCUGCUGGGCCAAGCUUGAAGAGGUCAAUCCUAAAUGUUGCUUAGUGUUUUUAUGAUAUGUUGAGUGCUCUUAAUUUCCAAUGACUUCAAAAGCCUUGCCAUAAUGAUGAUUUACUAAGCAUGAAAAGUGGGAUGCUUCCAGAAUAGGCUGAGUUGCACUCUCUGCACUUCACUUCUACUGGAGAUAUAGAGAGCUUCAGUUUCCUGUGCAAUCAUUAAUCCAACACUUUUCAAAAGUACUAAAUUCACUUUAAUAAAAAUAAAGGCAAAUAUAGUGCAAUAUUAAUAUGAAUCAUGCAAAUAUGCAUGCUAAAAUAACUGCUCUUGAUAAAUUGAUAAAGGAAAUGACCUUCCUAUUGUGAUUACAUUUUUUCUUUCUUUAUGAAAAAUAUAUGUGUAAUUCUGUAUAAACCACGUUUUUAUGGUAAUUUGUGAUGCAGAAAGACAUGAAGCAAAAUUAUUUAUUGAAAACGUUGUAUUUACAUUAUUUCCUCAAAUUUCAGCAUAUUUAAAUAUUUAAUGUUUAUAAUAAAAUGUGCCUAUAAUGUAAUAUUUUUUCAAGCAUACCAUUUUAUAACAGCGUUACAAUUCUUGGAUAUUUUUUUUAAAAAGAACUCACCAACCUAAAAAUUAUCAUUCAAAAUCAGCGUAAUCAUAAAAGAAAAUGUCAACCACAAAUGCAUUUGCCCAUAUUAGCUAUGUGGGGACUAAUUUGGUUUACAAAAAAACAUGUUCAGCAGGAUUUGUUUUAUGGGUGUGGCUGUGCUUCAGUGUACAUCUGUCUAAACAAGAUGUAUUAACCCUCUAUCUAAAUUGGUGGAUUACUAAAUUUUGUGUGUUAAUAUGAGGCCUAGUUGUAUUAAAAAAGUAUAGAACCUGA